Pieris macdunnoughi is the source of this 3405-nucleotide messenger RNA. NCBI's taxonomy places the organism in Eukaryota, Metazoa, Arthropoda, Insecta, Lepidoptera, Pieridae. The record is from the annotation of a GenBank genome assembly.
AUGUCGUUAGAGAUACCAUUAAUGAGCACCGAUGAGGUGAUAGAACUCGAUCCUGACCUAUUGCCAUCGGGCAAUGAAGUCCUUGGUAUCUUACAACAAGAACGGUCCCAACUUAAUGUUUGGAUUAAUGUUGCACUGGCUUAUUAUAAACAAAAAAAGAUCGAUGAUUUCCUUAAAAUCUUGGAGGCGUCCCGUGUGGACGCCAACAUUGACUACAGAGACUUUGAGAGAGACCAGAUGCGAGCUUUGGAUAUGCUUGCAGCUUAUUAUGUUCAAGAAGCAAAUAAAGAAAAAUCAAAGGACAAGAAAAAAGAUCUGUUUACUAAAGCAACCUUACUUUAUACAAUGGCAGAUAAAAUUAUUAUGUAUGACCAGAACCAUCUUCUGGGCCGUGCUUAUUUCUGUCUUCUUGAGGGUGAUAAAAUGGGACAAGCUGAUACCCAGUUCAAUUUUGUUCUCAAUCAGUCUCCUAACAAUGUACCUUCCCUACUUGGAAAAGCGUGUAUUGCUUUCAACCGAAAAGAUUAUAGAGGAGCCUUGGCAUUUUAUAAAAAAGCAUUGAGAACAAAUCCUAAUAGUCCAGCAGCACUACGUCUUGGAAUGGGCCAUUGUUUUAUGAAACUUAACAAUCAAGAAAAAGCUAGGAUGGCAUUUGAAAGAGCUUUGCAGCUUGAUCCUCAAUGUGUUGGAGCACUUGUUGGUCUCUCUAUAUUGAAACUAAAUCAACAUGAGAGUGAAUCAAAUAAAAUGGCAGUUAUAAUGCUUUCCAAAGCUUAUGCCAUUGAUCCUAAGAACCCUAUGGUUCUUAAUCAUUUGGCAAAUCAUUUCUUUUUCAAAAAGGAUUAUGGUAAAGUUCAACAUCUCGCAUUACAUGCUUUCCAUAAUACGGAAAACGAAGCUAUGAGAGCAGAGAGUUGCCAUCACUUAGCAAGAGCUUUCCACGCACAAGGAGACUGUGAUCAGGCCUUCCAGUAUUAUUAUCAGGCAACACAGUUUGCCCCACCUAAUUUUGUAUUGCCACACUAUGGGCUAGGGCAAAUGUAUAUUUAUAGAGGAGAUACUGAAAAUGGCUCCUUAAAUGCAUACAGUACAGCGAUGAAAAUUCUAAAAGACAAAGUGAAUGCUGACAUCCCAGCUGAGAUUCUGAACAAUGUUGCCGCACUGCAUUAUCGUCUUGGAAACUUGACUGACGCAAUGAAAUACUUAGAAGAAGCCUUGGAAAGGGAAAAAGCGGACGCAGAAACGCUGGAUGCGCAAUAUUACAACUCCAUUGCUGUGACUACUAUGUACAACUUGGCACGCCUCAAUGAAGCACUCUGCAUGUACAACAAGGCAGAGAAGUUAUACAAGGAUAUACUUAAGGAACAUCCUAACUACAUUGAUUGCUAUCUCAGGUUGGGUUGUAUGGCGCGCGGCAAGGGUCAGAUCUACGAAGCGUCUGACUGGUUCAAAGAGGCUUUGAAGGUGAAUCUGGAGCACGCUGAUUCCUGGUCACUGCUGGGAAACCUGCAUUUAGGACAACAGGAAUGGGGACCUGGGCAAAAGAAAUUUGAAAGGAUUCUGCAAAAUGCCUCCACUUCUAGUGACGCAUAUUCACUAAUCGCUCUUGGCAAUGUUUGGUUGCAAACUCUACACCAACCGGGUCAAGAGAAAGAUCGCGAAAAGCGUCACCAAGAGAGGGCGCUAGCUAUGUACAAACAGGUGUUGAAGAACGACCCUAAGAACAUUUGGGCGGCCAAUGGAAUUGGAUGCGUACUGGCACAGAAGGGUUGCGUCAACGAGGCCAGGGAUAUAUUCGCACAAGUGCGCGAGGCGACGGCAGAUUUCCCUGAUGUCUGGAUGAAUAUUGCACACAUUUAUGUAGAACAGAAACAAUAUAUCAACGCCAUACAAAUGUACGAAAACUGCAUUCGCAAAUUCCGCAAACAACACGACGUGGAAUGGUUGACUUGGCUAGCGCGAGCUCAAACGCUCGCUGGACGUUCGAGAGCCGCGCGAUCGACUUUACUCAGAGCGAGGCGAGUGGCGCCACACGACGGGGCCUUGUUGUUCAACACGGCGUUGGCCUUGCGGAGAUUGGCGGCUCACGUGCUCAAGGACGAGAGGUCGGAGUUGAAGGUCGUGCUACGUGCGGUUCACGAGUUGCACGUGUCCCACAGGUACUUCCAACGCCUAUCCACAGUGGAGGGUGCAGAAAGAGCCCGCUAUGAGCCAGCUGCUGCUGCAGCCGAGGCUCGGGCCUGCGCUGACCUUCUCUCACAAGCGCAGUGGCAUGUGACAAGGGCAAGGAGGCAGCACGAGGAAGAGGUCACUCUUAGGGACCGCCAGAGGGAGCAAAGAGAAGCCUUCCGGAGGCAACAGGAAGACGAUCGCAAACGUCGCGAAGAAGAACAAGCGAAAAGUACAGUGGAGAUGUUGCAGAAGAGGCAAGAGUACAAAGAGAAGACAAAGAACGCUUUGCUCUUCGCAGAUAUGCCGGUUGAGGGCAAGUCUAAGGGCAGAGGACGGAGACGAGAUGAAUACAUUUCGGAUUCGGGCAGUGGAAGUGAUCGGCCGAGGGAGGAAGGCCGCGAACCGAAGCAACGUAAACGCAAACGUGAAGGGGGCGAAGGCAAGAAACGCGGUCGUAAAGCUCGGGACAAACGCGGCAGUGGCAGCGACAGUGAUCCUCCGAGGAAGAAGGGAAAGAAACGGGGAGAAAAGGGCAUCGGUCGCCGCGAAAAAGCCAAAAUGGCUGAAGAGAAGCUUGGCGCCAAACAAAGGGCUAAAAUCGUUUCGAAAGAGACUAUUUCUACGUCAGAAUCGGACUCGGACGCCAGCCGCAAGUCGCGCAGUCGUAGUCGUAGUCGCAGCCGCAGUCGUAGUCGCAGCGGCAGUCGCAGCCCACCCACCAAUAAGGGACGCAAGAGAAUCAUGUCGGCAUCUGAUAGUGACAGAUCUCGCUCAAAGAGCCGAUCGAAGUCUGGGAGUCGUUCAGGGUCUGCUAGAAGCCGCUCAAGAUCUAAGAGUCGGUCUAGAUCCAGGUCUAGGUCUAAAUCUAGGAACAGAUCUAAGUCCAGAGGUCGGUCUAAGUCCAGAGGUCGGUCCAAGUCGGGAAGCCGCUCUAAGUCGAGAAGUCGCUCCAAGUCGAGAAGUCGUUCCAAGUCGAGAAGUCGCUCUAAGUCUAGGAGUCGAUCCAAGUCCGGAAGUCGUUCGAAAUCAAGAAGCAGGUCUAAGUCCAGAAGCAAAUCGAGGUCCAGGUCUAAAAGCCGUUCUCGGUCUAGAUCCAAGAGCCGAUCUAAGUCUAGGUCGAAAAGCGGAUCACGAAGUCGUUCUGGAUCUCGUUCGCGUUCUGGCUCCAGGAACUCUAGACCUGACACACCCGAGUCCAGAAAAUCUGUGUCGGCAAGUGAAGAUGAAGCCUAG